Molecule: messenger RNA, 2821 nt
Organism: Carassius carassius (crucian carp)
Lineage: Eukaryota; Metazoa; Chordata; Actinopteri; Cypriniformes; Cyprinidae
Gene: caln1
Product: calneuron 1
Exons: 6
Coding region: 742-1401 (219 amino acids)
Molecular function (GO): calcium ion binding
Source: RefSeq, a predicted model, not a curated record
CAUCGCUGAUGAUGGAGUGAUGUUCUCUAAGGACUGCACCUGGUCCUGCACUCACCUGCGGAUGAAUGACAGAAGAGCUGAAGGCUGGACCCGCUGACUAAUGGCUCCAGCAGCGCUCACUCACUCACUCAGUGUGUUAUGGGUUAAUUCAUGCAAUGUGAGGAAUCUCUCUGCUUCUUUCUCAAAGGAACCUGCUAUUUAUUGUUUUGUGACCGUUAAUGCCCACCAACAGCUCGUGGAUAUCCAGCUGGACUGCUGAUUUGACAGCGAUGUUUAUUGAUUGUUUUUAUGAGGCUCGCGUGUGUGUGUGUGGCAGUCGAAAUCUAUCAGCAGCUUUUUGCGAUGUGAAUCAAUCAAACUCGGGAAUUAUGAGCUGGAAUUCGCCUUUAGAUCAUGGAAGUAGGCUACUGAAGAAUCCAGAGGUUCAUUAGAGCUGAUUGGAGUUGGAGGAAAAGUACAACUGGUUUUAUUGCUUUUGCCUGGAAGUCGGACGGUUUUUUUUCGGAUAACGAUCAGGAUAAGGACCACUCUCCACUGCUAUUCGCACCAAAAAUAAUAUUGCGUACUAUAAUCGCGAAUGAGAUCUGGAGAAUUUCCUCACAAUUCAGCGACAAUCCAUGAUCCAGAUUUCAGCAGCGGGAUAAUCUGGAUCCUGCAGCGACAUCGGCUCGGAUCAUCAGCCCGUCGGGAUCUGAGGGAUCACUUCCAGAGAUCGCCCAUCAUCACCACUGAAGGGAGAAGAUGCCGUUCCACCAUGUGACGGCAGGAUUGCUGUACAAAGGGAACUAUUUGAGUCGCUCACUGUCCGAACACAGCAAUAGUGAACAGCUCGCCAACAUCUCCGUGGAGGAACUAGAUGAGAUCCGGGAGGCGUUCAGGGUCCUGGAUCGGGAUGGCAAUGGGUUCAUCUCCAAGCAGGAGCUUGGCAUGGCCAUGCGCUCACUAGGGUACAUGCCCAGUGAAGUGGAGCUGGCAAUCAUCAUGCAGAGACUGGACAUGGAUGGUGAUGGACAGGUGGACUUUGAUGAGUUCAUGACGAUACUCGGACCGAAGCUCCUGUCCAAUGAAACACGGGAAGGUUUCCUUGGAAACACAAUUGACAGCAUAUUCUGGCAGUUUGACAUGCAGCGGAUAACACUGGAGGAGCUGAAACACAUCCUUUUUCAUGCCUUCCGGGACCACCUGACGAUGAAGGACAUCGAGAACAUCAUCAUCAAUGAGGAGGAGAGCUUGAACGAGAACUCGGGGAACUGUCAGACCGAGUUUGAGGGUGUUCAUCCCAAAAAGAAGAAUCGGCAGACGUGUGUGCGCAAGAGCCUGAUAUGCGCGUUCGCCAUGGCCUUCAUCAUCAGUGUCAUGCUCAUCGCGGCCAAUCAGAUGCUGCGCAACGGCAUGGAGUAGCGACACCACUGUGAGCGGGGCGGAGCCUGCAUGUGCAUGUCUGUGGAUGAAGUUAUCGAAACUCGAGAAACAAAACCAAACGCCUCACUACUGAAAAGAGGAGCUUUUUAUUCUUUUUUUAUUUGUAUUCUCCCAUUACUUUUCCACGCGGAUCAAGCGACACAGGAAGUGUAGAGGCGAGCCAAGCCAGCAUGUUACACAGGGCCUCAUCUCUCAGGCAGGGACUUUAAAGGGCUGACUUUCUGCUUUUCGUGCCACCUCUUCACCUUCCCUAAUGCAAUAACACGCAGGAGUUCAUAAACCGUCGCCGUCUCCUCCGUGGCUUCAGAUAUUUCAGCAGGAAUUCGCUAAUGAACUUCUGCUGGGUUCGGGCCUCCUGACGAUGUAGGAAGGCAAAAGUAAUUGACAACUCAUUACACCUUUGUGGAGGGAGAUUUACAGCAUCCACUCCGGAGACUAUUUAUGUUUGCUUUUGCCAGAGUGCUUUUCUGGCGCGGGGGAUGCUGGGAGGCCAGGGAAGGAGCGCUCGUUGUAGUCCAUAAUUAAAUCCAUAGUCGUCAGCUCCAAAAAUCCAUGAGCCUGACUCAUAGUUUUCAUCAUUUCAAAUGUGUUCUGCUAUUCAAUUGUGCGAUCUUCCUGUGUCUAAUGCUUUUCCUGAAGUGAUUUGUAAUGAGCACGCCCACGCAAAAUGUUGAAACACAACGGAAAGUUGUGCAGAUUUCCACAAAAUUGGAACUGCCGUCAUACAGGAGUUCUAGUUCCAUGUUUGUUCCAACAGUUGUUUUGUUCAAAUUGGGAUUACAUGGGGAAACAGGUUUAAUUCCCAGGAAAUCAGUGUAUAUCUUGAAUGCAUUUUAGGUCGCUUUGAGUAAAAUUAUCUACCAUAUAGAGUCCUGCAGUCGUGAUGUCAAAACCCAGAAGACUAAUUUGCCGUUGAGAUUUUCCCAUGGGUUUUUAUAAUGGUUUUUUUAAUUAUUAUUUUUUUUAUUUAUGAGUAAAAUAAGAUCUGUGGUUAAUUUAAAUUGAUGAUACUUGGACAUUUUGAUCUACAACAUAAAUGAUACACAUCCAUAAUGGAAACAUGAUUUUGAAGCAGUUACUUAAGAAAGGUUUGUAAUAAGUAACUACAUUGUAACAACAAAGUAACUACAUAGUAAUUACAUUCAAACAGACUUUUUGGGUGUGGAUGUGUGCAGUUCAUGUUGUACAACAAAAUGCCAAGUUUCAUCAAGUUUCAGUUACCACAGACCUUAUUUUACUAAUUAAGUAAAAAGCCCAAUCAAAAUAAAUAAAUAAAUAAAAUAAAAACACUGUGAAACCUGUGGCGAAUUAGUCUUCUAUGUUUUGACGUCACAGCUACAGCCCUUUAUUCAGUCAUGUUGUUUAUAUGUUUUUGCAAUGACAUUUACAUUAUGGUAAA